Fomitiporia mediterranea MF3/22 is the source of this 246-nucleotide messenger RNA. RefSeq names its product G-protein gamma subunit. Gene Ontology annotation, cellular component: heterotrimeric G-protein complex. The transcript has 3 exons. Gene Ontology annotation, molecular function: G-protein beta-subunit binding. NCBI's taxonomy places the organism in Eukaryota, Fungi, Basidiomycota, Agaricomycetes, Hymenochaetales, Hymenochaetaceae. Gene Ontology annotation, biological process: G protein-coupled receptor signaling pathway. The record is from RefSeq and is a predicted model, not a curated record. Bases 1 to 246 code for a protein of 81 amino acids.
AUGAGUUCGCGACCACACAAGCAGUCUAUGUCGGAGCUCAAGAUCCGACGACUGAUGGAGCACAACCAGCGUUUAAGAGAAGAUCUUGCGCGGCCGCGUGUGCGGGUAAGCGAAGCCAGCGCCAGUUUGAUCCAAUACUGCAAGACAACAAAGGAUCAUCUUGUGCCAUCUGUGUGGGGCCCGGUAGGGCGAGGGGAGGACCCGUAUGCACCGCCGGCACAAGGCUGUCAGUGCGUGGUCAUGUAG